GUGCCAGAACCUCUAUUCCUGGGUUUGCCGUGAACCCCGAUUUAGGUUCUGCUGCUGUGUUUGCUGGGAUUUUGUUAUGUUCUGCUUGUAGCCUAGCGUGCCAAUCCUUGCUGUCCGGACGAAAUUUAGCAAUAUGACGAAAAGGACAAUCAUCGAGCUCGAGGGAAUUCUGAGAGUAAUCAUCCAAGGGCGGCGGGCCGGGCGUAGUUCUUCGUUCGUACGCUCAGCAUGUUGUGCACCCAGUGAGCAUGUGAAGACGCAGACAGAAGAUCUAGUGUUCAAAGCUGCGCUUUGCGAUUAGGGUUUCAGGUUCAUAAUGCCUGUUAUGUGCUUUGUCAGCUGGAGCGAGGAUUAUGACCUUGAUUGUAAAGGGAAUUUCCUUCGGAGGGCUUUACGAACACCGUUGUCGCCCCACGUGUGGGAAGUUGGACAGCGUGCGCUUCUGUCAAGUUUAUCGUAGGGGAAACGGAUCAAGUGGAGGCAACCUGAUUAUGGUCCAGCAGAUGGUCCAGCGCCUGCGCUAGGAAGCGGAAGAGAAGGCUAAGGAGAUUCCAGUCUCUGCGGAAGAGGAGAAUGGAUGACGCCAGUGGAAACUUGGAAGAGCAGCUAGGAAGCGUGGAAGAGCAGAUACGAGGACUGGAAGAGUGCAUACGAAGAGUGGAAGAGGAGAUAUCUGGAGUGGAAGAGAGCAUACGAAAAGUGGAAGAGCAGGUCGAAAAAUGCUCUGAUGAUCAGCAGAAACAGCAACUUCGAGGCAAGGAAGCGCAACUUCGAGAUGAGAAAGCGCAACUUCGAGAUGAGAAAGCACAACUACGAAGCAAGGAAGCGCAACUUCGAGAUGAGAUAGCGCAAUUCCUGCAAGGACGAGACUUAGGCACAGAACAUGACUGGGUAGUGCAGGAGGUCGUGGUGCCGGAUGUCCCUUCAGGGCUUUGCUCUUACCCAAGCUGCUCGACCAAGGAACGGAUGUAUAAUCCUCUUAAAGUGGAGCAUUGGGAUGUGAAGGGAGAGAUUGAAGAAUUUUUCAAGAGGGCAGAUAAAAGGAAGCGUGCGUAUGAGAUCUCUGUGACGUCUUCUACUCGGAAAACUUCAGUGACAGCUAAGAUGGAGGGAACUAUCGUCGCGAAUAUUAUGUCCGAAAUGCAACACUUUAUGGAGAAGAAGCAGCCACAGCUAACGUUCCGUUUUGAGUCGCAGGUCGUACUCAGUUUCAUUGAAAAGAAGAAAGACAAAACGGACGAAACAGACGAAACAGACAAAGCAGACAAAAAAGACGAAGCAGACAAAACGGGAUCGGAUGCAACAUUUAGUCCAAAAUUAGUCGAUUUGAUGAUCAGGAACCCUCGAGCAGACUUCGUAGUUACUAUACAGGAGAAGAAUGCUUUGGUCGUAGAGGUAAAGAAUGGAGGUCUGGGACCUGACCAAGGUGACCCUUGGCAUCUCCACAAAGCUUGGACAGAAUGCUCCUGCAUACCAGGAGAGGGUGAUCCUAAUUGCAGGUGCGAAGUUCUUGGCAUUACGGCAGCUCAUGGUGAAAAGCUCAUUCGUUGUAUUAGUCAGCUGUACGAGUACAUGGCUCUCUCUGAGGUGGGUUACGGUGUCCUAACUGAUGCUAGAAAUUGGUAUCUCUUCAAACGGGAUAAUGCCGGCUGCCUCAAAAUAUCAAUUGGUUUUAAGGCGGGAGGUGGGCACCCGCCUGUGCUUGCUGCAUUGACAUAUUUGGUGGACAUUGCUUGUAAGGAUAAUUCUAAGUUUGAUAAGGGACCCAGGCAUGGUGAAACUCCCAGAGUACAUGGAGCUGCCCCUUCCGACUCUUCUAGUGAAAGCACUGAUGACGUUAAGAACGAUCCAGACUUUAGAGGAUGUGGGAGCAGUAACAGUGUCUCUAAAACAACAAGGUCAACGAGAACUUGCUCAGAUGGGAACCAGUUGACUUUGAAAGAUGUCUCUGCUGUGGACCUGAACCUGAAAGUAACGGGCGGUAUCAUAAGUUGUGAGGGGUGGAGUGGAUGCGUUGCUAUUGGCCGUAUGUAUGGACAGGCUGUUGCAUUGAAGUUUGCCUACUUAAACACGGAACGUGCGGAGGCUCUUCUGAAGGAGGUAGUUGCCUAUCAGAAGAUGAAGAAGCUUUGGGGGAUUUUUGUUCCUCGAUUAAUAGAAUAUGGAACUACAUGUAACGGCCAGGCUGUAUUUGUCGCCACUGAAUUGAUUGAUGGCGUUGAACUUGGAGAAGUAGCAGUGACCCAGGAGGUGGAGACUGCUGCACUUGAUGCGCUUGAUGCAGUCCAUGCAUGCGGGUUGCUUCAUGGAGAUAUUGAGGCACGUAAUAUUAUGGUAGUGCGGGGAAAACAGCCUCCCGUCCGCAUCCUGGAUUUUGGAUUUUCGCGUGUUACCAGCAGCAAGAAGUUACAGGAGGCAGAGCGCGUGCGCUUAGAAUACCUCUUGGCACACAUGAUGAAGUAGCGGGAAAGGAAAAAAUGCUGCAUGAUAUCCUUCCAUUCUGUCCUUUUAAGUGUAAAGUAAGCACCUGUUCUAGCAACUUUCAUCUAUCUUGUUCAAGAAAACGGCCCGGACGUGACUGAAAGACGUAGGGUCUCAUUCCAGUUCUUUAUGUGUUGUAAUGAAAGCAUAGUCUUGGGUAUUCAUUAGCCUUCAAAUGAAUUUUCUUCUUGUGAGCACCUUGUUUCAAUAGAGUCAAAUGAUGGUCGCUCUUGAAUCCGCAGCGAUAUGCUCCCUUUCACAUUGUUUUGUCAGCACGCCCCUCUAUGCUGACAUGUCAACGUUGGCACGCUUUGAGAACAAAAUGGCUAGGCCAUGAGGGGUUGUGUCCUGCACAGAAUCGUGCUCUAGUCUAGGUUCUACAUCUUUUUGUUUCUCACUUUUACUUUUACUUCACUUUUAGUUUCAUCACUAAGCACUUCAUUUACUUUGAAACUGAACACAGUCUGUGCCUCAAAGGAGACAGAGCCAACAAAGGCAAAGUAGAUGACUGCAAUCAUUGUGGAUUCUUGAUGAUAUUUUAAAGAAUUUAUAUAAAAAUAUUGUAUUUUCCUCUGA
This is a messenger RNA of Physcomitrium patens, 3057 nucleotides long. RefSeq lists its product as uncharacterized. Gene Ontology annotation, biological process: protein phosphorylation. Gene Ontology annotation, molecular function: protein kinase activity; ATP binding. NCBI's taxonomy places the organism in Eukaryota, Viridiplantae, Streptophyta, Bryopsida, Funariales, Funariaceae. The record is from RefSeq and is a predicted model, not a curated record.